Molecule: messenger RNA, 1161 nt
Organism: Podospora pseudocomata
Lineage: Eukaryota; Fungi; Ascomycota; Sordariomycetes; Sordariales; Podosporaceae
Exons: 2
Coding region: 604-1101 (165 amino acids)
Source: RefSeq, a predicted model, not a curated record
GCAAAGUCAAGGUACCUACCCUACUCUAUUCGUAGCGGCUUAACAAAUCACCCUCCAAGUUACCUAUAUUCUCCCAGUAAACCAUCAGCAAACCCCGCUUCAAAGCCGAAGCUCUCAGGCUUGCCGUUUAGAAACAGCAUUCAACCCGAUUGAAACCUCCAAUUGGACCGCUCUCUCACCCCGCAUCCAUAUCUUCCGAUGCGUCCUUGUGCUGUGUCCCGCAAAGCACAUGCUUCACGACAAAUCAGACUUCCAUAUAAACGAGUGUGGACUGUGCUGGUGGAGAACAUAUUGAUCCGGACCUUGUUACUCAACAGGUACAGGUAGCAUUUCAACAGACCAGAUCGGAUUGGAUGAUUAAUCCCACCAUAAUAUGGGGUGAGAGGAGGGGCCGCGCUAAAUAGCACGACAUUCCCCAUCAUGACAUCCUGAACUUUCCGAUGUACCUUUGCCUCUGUGACAUAACAUACCUAUAUACUGCUGAUAGUCUCUCAUCAUCUCUCUACCUCAUCUUACAGCUGUGUUUCUAACUACUCCCAAAUUCCCUCAAGGCACCCUUCAAGGCUCUAUCAUUACAAUAGCUACCCCUCCCUUACCGACGUCAUGUCUGGCUUCCCCAAACUCAUCCCCGCCUUCACGGCCAGAAUCGCCAUAGAACCCCCCACCGCCAUCUCCCCCCAUCUCCUCCACGUCCCCUUCGUUCCCUCCCUCGGCUCCCUAAUCUCCGAACCCUCCUACCCCCUCAAGCUCAACGCCCCCAUCCUCCACGGCGCAGACUAUAUCACCACCCAACCCGACGGCAAGACCGUCAAGCUCGAGGUCCAGUCCGUAGCCAAGGACGCCUCCACCGGCGCCACCAUCCGCUUCAACUACACCGGCACCGUCUCCCUCCUCGGCGCCGCCGGCAAGGUCCUCAAGGGCGACCCCUCCGCCGCAACCACCGACUUUGGCGAGGCCUUCAUCCACCCCGUCUUCCAAACCGGUGGUGUCCCCGAGUUGGCCGAGCUGGCGAACAAGGUAUAUGUUGGGUCUGGGAGGUUCAUCUUGGAAGAGGGCAAGCCCGUUAUUGUCGAGUACAAGAUUAGUGAGGUUGUUGCCUAGGUGCUGGUUGGAUAGUAUAGUGGAUGAUUUGAGUGCGUGUCAAAGGAAUGAUACAAAAUA